Closterium sp. Yama58-4 is the source of this 1392-nucleotide messenger RNA. NCBI's taxonomy places the organism in Eukaryota, Viridiplantae, Streptophyta, Zygnematophyceae, Desmidiales, Closteriaceae. The record is from the annotation of a GenBank genome assembly.
AUGGGGGACGUAGCAGACGAGAUAGUGCGAACAAACGGUAGCCCUGCAGACUGGAAGGUGCGGCCAGAGCUGCUGUACGACUGGAAGCCGGCCACGGGGAGGGGGUGUCCGCCCUACGUGCCGUUCACGCGGGAGAAGAUUUGCCGCCUGCUGGCCCGGCGCAACGUGGUGAUGGUGGGCGACGGCACGCAGCUGCUGCUGCACGACGUGUUCCUCAACAACAUGUACUCGCUGCAGGCGGUUGAUCAGAUGGGUAACCUGGAAGAUGCCUGGGAGCGAGACGGCGAGCCCGACUGUGCAAACGAGGGCCAUGUGUUGUGCUCAGACAUCUCCCCAGCCAGCACCUUCACCUUCCGAGUCGUACACAACAACCUGCUUUCCGCCGACCUACCGGGCGGCGGCAAGUACAACAAGCGGUGGAUCAAGCGCCUGCUUGCUUGGAACGCGUCUGUGGUGAUCAUCAACAAGGGCGCCGAGCUGCGGCCCAGUGCGUCCAAGCGGUACAUUGAGACUCUGAGAGACACGAUGCAGCUGCUGCGGCGGCUUGCCCCUGACGUGCUCGUGGUGUUCCGCAGCACGUGGCGCGGCCAUGUGGACUGUGGGCGCGCCGAGGGGCCGCUCAAGGAGGUACCGGGCAAGGGCGGUGCCACGCUGCCAUGGGACUUUGCCAUUGACCAGAACGCUGCCGCGCGCGCGAUUAUGAAGGAAUUCGGUGGCGUGUACCUAGAUAUCGACACGCCCCUGUCGAUGCGCCCGGACGGGCAUCUGCGCAAGCUGAGUGGAGCCAUGGACUGCUACAUGUACUCGUCGUCGCACGACGGGUGGGGCGACGCCGACGACGAUGCAGACGACGACGAAUUCGACGGCCACGAUGCAUCCGCCGCGCCCAACGGCGCGGGCGCGCGAUCGAGCGCGGAUCUCGCGCCGACUCCGCCCCCGCGGGGCGUGAGGCGGAAGGGCACGGCGAUCCCGGCGGCGCUGGCGGUGGAGCGAAGCUUCGCUCCGGGCGACAGCAACAGCUUCUUACCGGGGGGGCUUGUCAUGAUGCAAGGCGUCUUGCACGGUGACGCCACCACUUGGGUGGAAGCGACGGUGAUCUGGCAUCCGCUGACGGCGGGCGAGGCGGGCGCGCUCAAGGCGCUGGUGGCGGCGGACGGGGUCUACCGCGUGCGCCUUGCGCCCAACCCCUUCUCCGCCGCUCCCCCGCCCCAAGGGCACGUCAUCGCAUGGGGCCGCGCGGUGAGGCAUGGGGGGGCGGGGGGCGCGCGGGGAGGCAUGGGUGCAGUGGGGCAUUGGGGGGGAGGGGGGGAUGGGAGGGGGCGAAUUAUUGCCAUGGCAGGAGCCGCUGUGCUCACGUCAACUCUGCUACCCGCCUUGCUCUACUCUCUGUAG